Messenger RNA from Nicrophorus vespilloides, 672 nucleotides. RefSeq names its product adenylate kinase isoenzyme 6 (gene Ak6). Gene Ontology annotation, cellular component: nucleus; cytoplasm. NCBI's taxonomy places the organism in Eukaryota, Metazoa, Arthropoda, Insecta, Coleoptera, Silphidae. The record is from RefSeq and is a predicted model, not a curated record. The transcript has 4 exons. Gene Ontology annotation, molecular function: AMP kinase activity; ATP binding; ATP hydrolysis activity. Bases 75 to 617 code for a protein of 180 amino acids.
AAAGUUUCAGGCGGUUUCCGAAAGAGAGCGCAUUGGACGUUCACGUGUAUAAAACAUUUUAUUUCAUAGUAAACAUGCAGGCUAUAAAGAGGAAAGCUCCAAAUAUUCUGAUCACAGGUACGCCUGGUGUUGGUAAAUCUACCUUAUGCACUAAAUUGGCUGAAGUAACAGGGUUGGAAUGGAUUGAAAUAUCCAAAGUUGCUAAGGACAACAAUUGUUUGGAGGAGUUUGAUGCAGUCUAUAAUUGUCCUGUUUUGGACGAAGACAAGUUGUUAGAUGGACUUGAAGAAACCAUGUCCCAUGGUGGGAAUAUUGUGGAUUACCAUAGUUCUGAAUUCUUCCCUGAAAGAUGGUUUGAUAUAGUUUUUGUCCUAAGGACAGAUAAUACAACAUUGUAUGAUAGACUGAUUGCCAGAGGUUAUACUGGGAAGAAAUUGGAGGAUAAUGUGGAUUGUGAGAUUUUCCAGACAAUAUUAGAAGAAGCAAAAAACUCAUACAAACAUGAAAUUGUUCAUGAAUUAAAUAGUACUUCACCUGAGAAUAUGGAGAGUAAUGUUCAAAGUAUUUGCUCUUGGCUCCAAAAUUGGUUUAGCCAAAAUACUCAAACAGCUCUUUAAUUAUAUUUACAAUCUACCUUAAAUAAAAUAUUUUUAUAUUCUAAGAUAAUAUAAA